Molecule: messenger RNA, 1461 nt
Organism: Elephantulus edwardii (Cape elephant shrew)
Lineage: Eukaryota; Metazoa; Chordata; Mammalia; Macroscelidea; Macroscelididae
Gene: DENND11
Product: KIAA1147 ortholog
Exons: 11
Coding region: 1-1461 (486 amino acids)
Cellular component (GO): cytoplasm
Source: RefSeq, a predicted model, not a curated record
AUGGCGCCAACCCCGGGGCGGCCGCCAGCCCCCAGGACUGAGGCCAGGCCGCCCGCAGCGCACAGGAGAGGCCCGCGUCGUCCGUCCCUGCCCGCCUCGCGCCGCCACCAGGAUUAUGUAACCGCCGCCGUCACCAGCGCAGGACCAGAAUCCCGAGUCACGUGGCAGAUGGACUCCCUCCCCGACCCCAGGUGGGGGGCACCUCGGCCCACCUGCGAGGCAGGCCGGGGCCGGGCCGGGGGCGCUCGGGGGCCCGAGGAGCCGGGGCCCCCCGAGGUGCUGCUGCAGCCCGGGCGCUUGGAGCUGGGCGACGUGGAGGAGGACCAGGUGGUGGCUGUGUUCGUGGUCACCUUCGAUCCCCGCUCGGGAAACAUGGUGGAAUGGUGCUUACCUCAAGACAUCGACCUUGAAGGGGUGGAGUUCAAAUCUAUGGCCAGUGGCUCUCACAAGAUCCAGUCGGAUUUCAUCUAUUUCCGGAAGGGGCCCUUCUUCGGCCUGGCCUGCUUCGCCAACAUGCCGGUGGAGAGCGAACUGGAGCGCGGCGCCCGCAUGAAGUCGGUGGGCAUCCUCUCGCCCUCCUACACCCUGCUCUACCGCUACAUGCAUUUCCUGGAGAACCAAGUGCGGCACCAGCUGGAGAUGCCAGGACACUACUCACACCUGGCUGCCUUCUAUGAAGACAAGAAAGCGGGGCUCCAUGAUGGUCCCGGAAGAGGUCUGCCGCCCGUCUACUGGCUGCCUUCCAUCCACCGCUACAUGUACCCCGAGAUGAAGAUCACUCACCCUGCUGGCUGCAUGUCCCAGUUCAUCCGCUUCUUCGGGGAGCGCAUCCUCACGCUCUGGAAGUUCGCCCUGCUGCGCAAGCGGAUCCUCAUCUUCUCCCCGCCGCCUGUGGGCGUGGUGUGCUAUCGAGUGUACUGCUGCUGCUGCCUGGCCAAUGUCUCUCUGCCUGGUAUCGGGGGCACCAUCCCUGAGUCCAAGCCCUUCUUCUAUGUAAACGUGGCCGACAUCGACAGCCUGGAGGUGGAAGUGUCCUACGUGGCCUGCACCACAGAGAAGAUUUUCGAGGAGAAGCGUGAACUCUACGAUGUCUACGUGGACAACCAGAACGUGAGGACGCACCACGACCACCUGCAGCCCCUGCUCAAGAUCAACAGCGCGGACAGGGAGAAGUACCGGCGGCUCACGGAGCAGAGGCAGAUGCUGCUGUAUUCCCAGGAGGUGGAGGGCGACCAUAACCCCUGUGAAGAGGACCUCUUUGUGCUGUUUUUCCUAGAACAGAACAAUCGCAUAUUCCAGACCUUAUUGGAGGUGUCUGCGAGCCAGGACAAGACGCUGACCGCCGAGCACGCUCGCGGCAUGGGCCUGGACCCCCAGGGGGACCGCAGCUUCCUUCUGGACCUGCUGGAGGCCUAUGGCAUUGAUGUAAUGCUGGUCAUCGACAACCCCUGCUGCCCCUAG